Messenger RNA from Lymnaea stagnalis (great pond snail), 13015 nucleotides. NCBI's taxonomy places the organism in Eukaryota, Metazoa, Mollusca, Gastropoda, Lymnaeidae. The record is from the annotation of a GenBank genome assembly.
AUUUUAUUUCAGUAAGAAAUUGUAUCUAAAAUAAUAAUAUACCUAGAAGAUAAGGAAAAUCUGGACAAGACUUUUGAUCGGCCAUUUUGGGGAAAAUAACGACGUUGACAGAGAAAUUCCCACAAUGUGAAUGUCAACAGAAUUCUUAAGCUAAUACGGAACUUACGCCAACGAAGUUUUAACUAAAUAUUAUUACUGAGCUCCAAUAUAUAAAUAAGGAAUGGGGCGAUCUCGAAGUCGUAGCAGAUCAUCAAGUCGACAAAGGCAUCGAUCGAAGAGGAAAAAGAACCGCUCGAAAUCUCGGUCAGCUUCCAAAGACAGAGCGUCAAAAUCACGACAAAGUCGAAGUAGUCGGAUGCGGUCUAGAUCCCGCGAUCGCAAACGGCCAGCAAGGUAGAUUUCAAGUAUAAAUUCAGUUAAUACGUGAAACGAUUGUUUGCUUGUACCUGUAUGCUUUAACUACUAACCUUAGUUCCAUAUAAAUAAUCUUGCUUUGAUUGUACUUUUAGUGUUAAAAUUAAAUGAAUGUAUCAACCUCCACAUUAUUUUGUACAUGAACUCAGUUAUUUUAGUUGGAUAGGGCGGAUAGGCCUACUACUACACACAGACUACAGUGGGUAUACCCUACUGUCACUGUGCACUACUUGCCAAAACGUUCUGCUUGUGACUGUUGCGCCACUGUCACUGUGCACUACUUGCCAAAACGUUCUGCUUGUGACUGUUGCGCCACUGAAAGGCCCCGAAGUAACUGGCAAAUAGGCAGCGACUAACUAGUACCACUCAGAUAGCGGAGUUUAUGUUUCGCUUGCAUUCAAAUACUUCAAUAGUUUCUGUGUGAAUGUCCUGGUCGGUAAAUGUUGAGAGAGAUACCCGGGGUUGCCCAAGCCCAAGCAUGGCCGCCAUCUUUGUUGACAAGAUCCGUGAGAAGGUCACGGAACAUGGCGGCCGACCCAAAAAAAAAAAAAGUAGUGCAAAGACACAUAUUGUACAAAAAGGGAACGGUUGGGGAGAAUGCGUUUUAUCAAAAACUUACCGAAAGAACGAAAAUAAGCAAUAUUACAAGAAAAUUUAAUUUUCAAGAUAGGAAAACACACAAAUAUGUAGUAAUCUGUGAAAAAUAUUUUCAAGAAAAUGUAAAAUUUAAAGAAAUGGAAGAAAAUUUUAAUUGGUUGAUUAUUUAUAAUUUUAAAUUAUCAUUGGUUGGCUACCAUCUUUUCAACAUGUUGGCCUAGUGCCGGCAGUUGUGCUCCCAUUAUUUGUGCAUAUUUUUUUGGGAAGCGUUAUACGCAGUCGGCUGCGUAUAACCCUGAGAGUUAUAGUCGACUGCGCAUAACCCUGUGGGUUAUUCACAGCCGACUGCGUAUAACUCUCAGGGUUAUACGCAGUCGGCUGGGAAUUUAGCCAAAUAAGGUUUAUUACCGCUAGUUUGGCAAUUUAAAAAAAAGUAUUAUGUGUAAUUAGCCGCAUGAUGGGUUGUUUUGAACUGUAACUUUUUAUGUGUUUAACGUAAAAUUGUAAUUGAAUUUAUUUUAAUUAAUAAUGAAAUUGAAUGAUAGCAAUAGUAUUAGUAUUAGUGCUAUUAUUAGUAUUAUUGCUUGUAUCUUAUAUAUUAUAAUUAUAAGUCAAAGUCUACAUUUCUUAGAGUCUAAGCCUAAGUCUAAGAUUUUUUAAAAGGCAGAUCCAUGGUCUAAGUCUAGUUAUGUAUUCUGAUUGAUUAGGUUUUUAUACGUUGCUAUGACUAUUUGGUUGGUUUUACUGACUAAUUCAGGAAAUACAUUCUAUUUAUUUUUUAAAAAAUUAUAUCAUUUAUGAUUAUUUUUUUUUAUGACCAAAAUAUAACAGUUUUCAGCUUCCAUGCAAAACUAUAACUGUGUGAAAGUAUUACUUAUAGUGCCCCCUCUACAGAACCCCCUGCCCUUACGGCGAUUUUCUUACUGCUGCUCUCCACCCAUGAUUAUAUUUAUUACUGUACCAGAGAAACAUGAUUUUAUCUGCCACAAAAUUAGUUAACAACACAAAAUAUAUGUUAACAACUCAAACAUAUAUUAUGAUAAUUAUAAGUAUAACAUUAUUAACAUUACUUUGGUCAAGUUAAUUCGUAUUUAAAAUUUUUUUAGCCAAAACAAAAGUAAGUACCAUUCGACCACCCAGUCACCCCAAUAAAGAAGUACCCUGAUUGAUUGAUACUGUAACACAGGAAGAAUAUAGACGUCACGUGACUUGCCGACUGCGUAUAACUCUCAGGGUUAUACGCAGUCGGCUGCGCAUAACCACUUCAUAUUUUUUUUUAUUUGGAACCUGUAAUAAAGUGUGUAAAAGUGUAUUUCAUCAAACUGUAAGUUGGGUUUUCAUUAUAUCUUGGUUUUAUAAUUAUUUUUGGCUUCUUUUUUGCCAUUUAUGUGUUUUUUACGGCUGCUAACCGUUGCUGCUUACUUGUGGCCUUAGGCUUUGGGUUAGGUUCAGAAAUACAUGGUAAUGAACGAUUUUAAAAAGCAACAAAAAACAAUGAAAUUUUCAAAUGAUAAUUCGUUAUUUUACUCACUCUUUACGAAUCAAGAUUGAACUUACCGCCGGACACCGGAGCACAAUAAGACGACAGUGACGUAAUAUUUAAUCACACCUUUCUAGAUCCGCAUGAUUUUCAAGUACCAUAUACGAAAAUUAAUUUCUCUAUUUUUCAUCAAUAUUUCUAACAUUCUGACAAUUCCACACUCUCUGCAUGAAUUUCAAAAACAUAAAACAAAAACAUAAAAUUUCAGUUUUAAAACCAUAAAAUUUAACUUUUCUUUGAAUCUUCGUUAAUUAUUGACACGAAAUCUUGUUCCAACCGGUUAUUAAAAUAUUCCUUCGCCGACACUUCAUCCAACAAAAUUAACAACAAUAUCAACAAAGGGGAAUGACUCCUGCCUUUCCUUGCACAAAUUUUUAAUAAAUAUGCAAAUGACGUCAUGGAUAUUAGUCUCAACAAUAGCCUCCUGGUCUACUGAAUCAACAUUUCCACGCGCGUGCUCAGUGAUAGAGGGAGCAUAAAUGCCGUUGUUGAGCUGAGCGGCAUUUCUAUAUCCUCGCCAAGUGUCCAUGGCAAUUAUUGUCCUUGUUAACACAUGAUUAGUGAUAAUGCGCUCAAGUGUUUGUGCAUCUUGACAGCCAACAACCUCUAUCCAACAUCAUCACUACCACGCGCAACCAAGCCGACAACCCACUUACUAACAUGUGGCUGUCAACUGUGAUAUUUUCUAUGGAAAAAGUAACUCAUCCUUCUCAAUGAAAACAGACUAGCCGUUUGCAUCGAAGCCAGCAGUUGAUUGGUUGUCAGCAUCAAUUGACAGCAUUCCUGAUGAAGAUAGUUGUUAUAGUUGACGAUAGUGUCCCAGCUAACCAGACUAAAAAAAACAUAACGUGUUUACACCUGACUUGGUGAACCUAUUAAUACAUGAUCUUAACUAUUUUUUUAGUUGUUAGAUCACAGUUGGCAAAGACUGGCCCGGUUCUAACACUACUGCCAGUGUUGCAUGGGCGACAACGUCACGAAAAACCAUCGUUACAUUCUGCACGAGCGACUAACGCCAUUGGGCGCCUGCAUGUUCCACAAUUAACAUUGUUUCUGAUCAAGCGAUGUUGGGCCAGCCACUCCUACAGCCAUUCACGCUUGUUUGAUCUUACAGCAUACAACUCAUAUGGAGUUAAUUCAAUUUUGCCCAGUUGUGCUGCUGGCAAAAUAACCAAGCUAAUGCUUAUCGGUGCGGCUGGUCCACCGGCCAUAAUUUAACAAAUUUAUUGGAAUAUAUGCAAAUAUGAAUUUCAAAACAAAAUGAUGCCUAAGACUUUUAUUUUAAGUAAGGAGCAAUCAUUGGAAAUAAUUUGGAACUGGGCUUAGGAGGAUUGCCAAAAAUUCUUGAGUCUAAUGGUACCCGAGUGCAAAUGGUGGCGCUGCUUGUCUGGGUCCAUUUUGACUCAGUACUAUUCGGAUGUAAUUUGUGGUAGUUUAUUUUAGUUAAACUGAAGAAUUAAGUUUACAAACAUAUAGGCCAUUCAAUUUCAAUGAUCUUUCAUUUGAUACCUCAUUUUGUCUUACAAACCCAACAAUAAAAUGUUUAAUUAGUUUUUUUAACCCCAACCUCUCACUUCUGGUACCCGGGUACGAAUAGCCACUUCGAUAUCAAAAUACAGGUAGAUUGAAAAAUCCAAACAAAUCAAUGAAAAUGUAGGCCAAGAUAUCUACUCGAAACAGAACCCAAAUAUAUGUCAAAAGUACUCAUUUAUAAAUUAAUAGACACACAUCGUAAAAUUAAAAACUCAGAUUUUUAGUCACAGAUUCCCAUUUCUGAUACAUAAAAAUUAGUAGGCUCCCUUAAUUUACAGAAGUACCUAAUGCAGGCACUUCCGUUAAACAAGGGAGAUUACUUCAAAAUUUGUAUAGGAAUCGAAGACGAAGAAUUAGAGUUUUUAAUUUUUGGAUGUCUGGUUUUUCAAUGAUGAAAGGACUAUUUAGUCAUAAAAUUCUGGUAUUCAUCCACACAUUACAAUAUUGGAUGUCUUGACCUAAAUUACGUACAUGGUAUUUCCAUCGUAAAUAUUGCCUUUUCAAUUGACCACAAUAUUAAAAAUUCCUAGAUAUAUAUGUCAUCUUUUCUCAUAGUUAUAUAUAUCAUCUUAUUUUUAAAGAAGUUCAAAAUAUGUCUUUCAUAUUAAAUCUUUCUCUGCAUUAUAAUUUCAUGUAUACACGUGCCCAUUCUUAUCAGCCAGGACAUAUCAACCAUUAGUUAUGCUCGUCUAAGUCUAAGUAACCAUAAAAUUGGUCAAAAUUGGGCUGAGCGAACUUAUGAUAAUGCAGGUUAUUGGGGUGAGCAUAACAAACUUAAGAAAUUACCUUCGACAAUGAGAAUAGGCACAUAUACUUGUACAUAAAUAUAUAAUGCUUUUCAUAAAAGACACGCUGUUUAAAUUUCUUCAAGAAUUUUUUAAGGAAAGAUGCCUAAUAUAUACCUAUGCAUUUCCAAAAUUAAGGUAGACAAAAAAAGGCAAAACUGUGAGUUGAAAUGUUGGUCAAGAUGUUCCAUAUUGUGAAGAUGUGGAAGAAUAUCACAAUUUUAUGACAAAAUGGUCCUUUUAUUAAUGAAAAAGCAUUUAUAAGUAUUUAGGACAUUUAUAGCUUACCGAUGGUCAAAGUGACACAGAAAAAAUACAGAGGUUCACCUUGUUGGGUAAAUUGUAUGAGCAUCUGUGUAAAGAUAAAUAUUUAAGGUAAUCGAUACUAAAUUAAUUUAAUAAAAGACUGUGUUAAGAACACUGAUUGUUUGGUGCAGUGGUGGAAUAAAACAAGCUGUGACGUAGGACAUAAAAAUCUGAGUACACCAUAGAGUCAUAGUAACUGUUGAGUACUGUUGGUAUUUUUUUAACCAGGUAUUAAACCAUGCCAGUUUUUUCCCUUCAAUUUUUCAAUUUUAUUUUUUGUUUGUUUAGUAUUUCUUGUUAUAUCUUGUUAAUAAGGCGGCUUUAAUUUCAGGAAAAGAAAACAACUUUUUUUGUGUUUUUGUUUUAUCUUCACUGGUUAUUAAAAACACCUAGGCAAAUUUAAGAGUAACAUGUCAUAUUUCAUUUAUUUUAAUUAAAUUUGUUUUUCUUUAACAGAAAAAGAUCAUUUUCAUCUAGCAGUUCUGACAGUGAUGAUGACCUCAUACUUAGAGCAAAAAAGAGAGAAGAGGAGGAGAAAAAGGCCGAAAUUGAGCGUCAACGUCUUCUGUAAGCAUUAAUAAAUUUAUUUUCAUAUAAGAAGUUAGAAAAAGAAUAUUAAUAAUAUUAUAAUUGCAUCCCUUUUGGUUGGUGCAUUUACUUUCAUUUUGAUGUUAGGAAAUAUUUUUUAAAAGUUGAAUACAAUUAUAUUGUUUUUUACUCAGAUGAGUAAUUAUUUUACCCACAAAACUUCUUAAAAUAUUUUUUAAAACUUGGGUAAAUCAUAAUUGACAUCCAUUUUAGUUCCUUGCUUUCUUUCACUUAAAUCUGGAACCACGCAAUUUCAGUGUGGAAUAGCAGUAUGGCUUUACAGUAGUAGAACAUUCACAGUUAGAUCAAUCUUACUAUAAAGAACAUGUAAUAAGAAUUUUCAUUUAUGUAAGUAUACAUGACAUAACAUUUUUGUUCAGUAACUAGCUUUUAAUGUAUUUAAAAAAAAACAAAAUCAUAACUAAAGGGAUUUUAUAUAUUGUAUUCUAAAUGUUAAAUAUAAAUAUAUGACAUAUGAAAUUUAAAGUUAAACCUUCCAAUGCACCAUACACCCCUAAAUCUGUCUGUCAACACCUACUCAAUGUCUAUCCAUGCCAUUCCCAUGGUCUCGGGCUCCUGAGGUCCUUCCCAUGUUAAAGGCUUCCCAUGCGAUUUCACCCUUUGUGGAUUCCACAUCAUUCUCUGUAAGGCAAUAUUUUGUGUAACAUAUAUAAAAUUUACUUGGAAUUUUAUCUUUUAUUGCAGUCGCCAGAAAGAGCUUGAGGAAAAGUUGAUUGAAGAAGAAGUUGCUCGUAGAGUUGAAGCACUUGUCAAACAACGGGUUGAGGAGGAACUUGAAAAACGCAAAGAUGAAAUUGAAGCUGAGGUUUUGCGGAGAGUAGAAGAGGCAAAAAAGAUAAUGGAGAAACAGAUGCUUGAGGAGUUAGAAAAACAGAGGGAAUCUGAAAUGGAGGCCCAGCGGUUAAAGGAGGUAGGAUUGUCGCUGUCCUUAUCUGUAGGAUUAGAUCUAUUGGCAGGCUUGAGGUUGGGGAUGAUGUUGGAAUGGAAUAACUAUAUUUAAACUAAAUAUGCAUUAUUUGUUUUAUUAGAAAAUUAAAUCUGAUAUGAGCUUACUGUUAUAAGGAACGCAACAUUGCCGACUACUGAGACCUAGAUCUAUCUAUAUUUAGAUAAGAAUGUGGAAAGCUAUAGAUUGAUUAGAAAAUGUCUCUAUCAAUCAUAUAUUGAAAUAUUCCCUGUGAUGUUUUGCAUCACACGUUGAAGUGGUUGGAUCUCUUAAUUUAAACAAAAAUGUUACAAUAAGUUUAUCCCCUAAAAAAACUGGUGUUACGAGAUGAGUCAGUUAAAGUAAUUAACUUCAUAAAACCAUUCAAACUGACAGCAAGUCCCAAAUCAACUUAUUAUAAUAGUCUGUAAAAGACCAUUAGUUCUUGAAUGGCAUUGACAUUUUAUUGUUAUGCAGAUGUCUGAGCCUGCCAGAGAUUUCAUCCAGCUAAUUUCAUGUUUUACUUUCAUUUCAUCAGCCUCUGCUCGCUAAAAUCUCUUUUUCUCCCUCAUACAUAUCUUGAUUUCUAUGGGAGCCUCAUAUUUUUUCCUUUAUUUUUUUUUUCUUAAUUGAACUUUUAUUUCCCUUUAUCAAUGGAAAAAUUCCCAUAAUUUGUUUCAAGUUAGCUCUUUCAUUUCUUUAUGCCAGAGGACGGGGCAGUAUUUAGGAAAAUCAUGGUCUUGAUACAAAAUUUAAUGUGCCCAAGUUUUUGUUGGGAAAUGAAUCUCCCUGUAUAUGGACCAGGAACCGGCCACUUUUAUUAUAGAGGCUGGAAAUAGAUUUUUAUUAAACAUAGAUCAACAUUGCAAAACUAGUAUUUCUUUGUGUCUUAAAUAAGAAUGCUAUACUUGAUCUGGGCAUAGAAACACUUUUUCCGUUUACAGUUUGAAAGGGUUUAAAGGGGAGUGAAUUCACUUCCCCCCCCCCCUUUUUUUUUUCUACUCAUCAAAAUAAAUAUAUAUUUUGUUUCAUAUUUUAUUUUUUAAAACUCCUAGAUGUUUCAUCCUAGUUUUUUUGGGAGUCAGGGAAAUUAUUUUAAAACUAAGCAAAUUCCCCAUAAUAUGAAAAUUACCCUCUGUAAGUUGGGGUAGUUUGUCAUUUAAUGGUUAACUAUCAUAGCCCUGAAGAGCAGGUGUGUUAAAUUUGUUGCCAAGUUUGCAGCCCCUCCUGGAUUGGAAUCAUUAACUACUCAAGGUACGCCAUAUUUUCGGUAUGUAGAUUAUGUCUGCUGAAGUCUUUGCUAAGAUUUUUUUUAAAUAAAUAAAAAAAGUCUGUAAUUGUACAUUUCUACAUUUCACAUCAGGCUCAUCAAUCAUGUUUUCAUGUAAUCACACUUUUGUUGGUCCUCUCAUUUGCCUAAAAUGAACCCCCAGAAAUGUUGACAACUACAUAAUUUAAAAAUAUGUAGAAAUCUGAAUAAAGACCAUAACAUUUUGCUUAGUACAUCAAUAUUCUUUAUAUAAGAAAAUGAUGUACUGUUAUGAGAAGAUCUUAGCCUAUUCCUUAUGAGAGGAGGCAAAAGUUACCAUAACUCUUUGAAUAAUUUUCUGCUCCCCACAGGUAUGAAAUGACUGUCUCAUUAAUAUUUUUUUUCAGCCAUUCUUCAGAUGCUGAACUCAAUAUCUCAUCUACAUAUAUUUUACGAAUUUUAUCUAGCAAAAUUAUAUAUUACUAUUAUUCAGUUCUUUGCACUGAUUUCUAUAUAUUAAACCAAUCUAUUGCAGUAGUAAAAGGUUUCAAGGUAGUCUUGAGUGCCUUUUUGCAUUGAAAGAUGUAUUAAACUAUGUUUUUUUUUCUUUGAAAAAUUCCAUUUGGAGAAAAUAUUUUUUUAAAGCUCAAAGCAAUUUUAAAAAAAAAUCAUUUCUAUACUUGGUUUUGUUAGAUGUGCACAAGUAACAAAAUUUUUUUUUUAAUGAUUAAUGGCAGACAAACUUUUAAAUAAAAUAAUAAAUCUAGAUUUCCAUGUGUUGAUAUUGGUGCAUUCUUGAAUUUAUAAAUACAAAUGUAUUUUACCUCUGUAAUCUUUUUAUUGAUGUUACUAAUCUUGCCUUUGUAAUCAUCAUCCAUUUUACUUGUAUUAUAUUUUAUAGUGCUCCAUUUAAAGAAAUACUUUUUUCCCUACUGGUUUUAGUUGGUAUGAUAUCACUAUGCUCUCUAGUUUCCAUAACUUCCAAGGAAAUAUUUUUUUGACCCAGUCUAACUGCUUCUCAUCAAUUUUUCAGGAAGAGGAACGGAAGAAGAGAGAAGAACUGGAGAGAAUCAUGAUAGAGAAUAACAAGAAAAUUGAAGAAGCUCAGCGUAAAUUGGUAAGCAUUGUUUACCUUGAAGGAAUAAAAACUAUUAUAGCCUUAACAGAUGACAUAGAAGUAUAGUUAAAAUUUAAAAAAAAAACUAUUUAUUAAUAUACUUUUUGGGCACUUUAAAGAGUUUGAGUAAUUAGUUAUAGUGUGUUGUGGAAUUUAAACAAAAGUAGGAAAAGUUGCCAUCUAUUAGUCUUAUUAUAAACUUUUAAUAUAAAUUUAAUCACUCAUAAAAUUGGAAAGGAUUUUAAUAAAUGUGUUUAUUCCUUUGGGUUCUGUUUGAAAACUUAUCUACUGCCAUUCAUUUAUUUGAGUUGUGCCGAAGAGUCAUUUAAUGCAUAAAAAGCGAAAACCGCAAGUUAUUAUGAAGCCUAUGUGUCUGUCUCUGUUUUGUAAAUACUUCUUUUUAAGGAAAAUAUUUUCAUAUAAUUUUUGAAAUUAAUGGAAGACUGAUUUGAAUUGGAAGAAUUUUUAUCAUAUAUAUAUAAUUCACCAGCAAAGGUCAAACACCACCACCACGCAGGCUAUAUAUAGAGAUGCCAGAGUGUGGUUAAAUAAUGAGUUCACUAGCACGCAAAAUAUAAUUCCUGAAAAUUACGCUAAAUGAUAAAUAUCUAUUUUUAAUAACGCAAUUGCAUUUGGUGCGUAAUAUUUUCUUUUCGGAAAUGAAAUCGUCUCAAUUUAAGUAUUCUGUAAAAAAUAUUCGGUUUAAAAGUGGUUGGGAAAUCAGAAUAGUUAAUACAGUUCAUGGGCGUGAAACAAAAAAAAUUCCUAAAUUUGCGUUACUUGAGUUCACGUUUUGUCAGUAACUUUAUUAGAUGGGAGAUUCACGCAUUGUUGUCGCCAAUGUUUGGCAGGCUAUAUCUAGUAUCAUAUAUUCCAGUUGUAAAAUUUAACUAAAAAGUAUAUAUAUUCAAGUAAAAGUGCCAACGCCAUCUUUCCAGACAAAAAAAUCUCUUGUGUUCAAACAGUGUAUAGAGAUAUCUACAACAAAAAAAAGUUUACUAUUAAUACUAACUGUAAGUGGAAAUUUUAACUUUUGUCCCUCUUUUUUUGUGUCUAGGCUGAAGAGCAAUUGAAACUCGUGGAAGAGCAACGAAAGAUGUUAGAAGAAAAGCAAAGGAUGGAAGAAGAAGAAAAGAAACGAUCAAAGAAGGAUCAGGAGAUUAUACUAAAUAAGAAAAAUGCAAGACCUAAGCUGUCAUUUUCAUUAGGAGGAAAAUAGCAGCAGUAAAGUACGUCUUUCUAGCAGACCCGGGAAUUUCCUAUACAUUGAUUCAAUCGUCACUGUCUGGUGUGAGAAAUGUUUGGUGCCUGCUUCAUAGCUAUUGGAACUUUGUGUGUUCAAGUGUGUCUCUUAUCUGCUUUGGAGAUUUCAACUUCACCAUCUUCCAACCACCUGUGGCUAAUGAAGUCCUUAAGGUUGAUCUCUUUAAAGAAUUCCUGGCAGAGAUGUUUGUGCAUAAUUGACUUUUUAGUGAGAAGGUUUGUUUUGAUACUGGUGUAGAGAUGAUACUGCAUCUCACAGUAUUGAAACUGUCAUGUGCGAUGAAUGUUUUUAAAAUUGAGAUUGUGCUUGGCAUUUAAGAAAACCUGUAAUUUAUUUGACCACAUAAGGAAUAACAAAUGAAUUUGAGGGUAGCACCGGCGUUGAUAAAUGUGGUGAGCUAGACUUCAAGCAUAAAAUGGAGCCUCCAUUAUUUGCAAAUUUGUUCUGAUAUCUUUAACAUCUGAAAAGUCAGAUUGCUUGUACUGGAUAUUCAAGAGCAAUACAUACAGGAUUUAGUUUGAUCUAAAAUUUAAAAAAAAAUUUUUUUUAACUAGUAAGCCUGCAAUAUUUAAUGAAUAGGUUUUUAUUGAACUAGUAAUAUAAUCACAAAAGAGAUAUGAUAUUUGAUAUACUUUACAAUCAAUAGAUCUGACUAAUAGAUGUCAAAGUUGUUUUUCCAAAAGACAAAUUAUACGCAAUUCUAUAUUUUAUGUGAUCUCUAGCCCAUCUAUUUAUUUCAACAGCCAGCCACGUUUUUAAGUCAUUAAAAUUCUCCUCUAGUUGCAGUAAAACAUGUUACAGGUAAGUAUAUCACACUAGCGUAGAUAAACAAUGAGUCUCCAGCUAAGUAUUUUUGUCUAUGAUUUGGACAUAAAUCAUUGACACUGAGCCAAUUUAAAGCCUGUUCCUCUCUAACUGUAAGUCGUCUACAUUCUUGAGUUCAUGUAUCAACACAUUGGUUUGUGUCUUUUUCAACAUCAAGUUAAUCCUGCAUUCAUCUAGCGGUGAAAUGCCAGUCAUGUGUCAUUACAUGAACAAAUGUUUACCUAAAAAAAAAAAAACUGUUUCUCAUGCAAAUGCUGUGUACAACAACUAGAGUCCACAAAAUUUUUAUAUCUCUUUCCUUUGUUUUUUUUUUUUUUUUUGGCUGUUGAGGAAGCAUCUUUUAAUAUAUUUUUUCAAUUCUCAGCAUUUGCUAAACAACUGAGUUACUUUCUGCCCUUUUUAUUUUGACUCCAUUUCUUCCAACAUAAGUAUUUGAUGUGGUUUUGUUGAUGUUGUUACUUUCCUUCACUUUACUCUGUUGUUUUUCUGGAAACAUCUUGAGAGAUAUGUCAUAUUUCAGUCCCUUAGUGCUGACUUGUCUCAUCAUUUUUUAUACAUAGCCAUGUAACAUUCACAAUUUUAGAUGCUUAGUUGGACACUAUGGCGGAGGCUGCGAUCAAGCUAUUCAUAAGUAAAUAAAUAGCAGCAGGUGCAUGAGACCUGUGGAAGGGUAACUCUUGUCAUGCUUCCACGUUCUUUGAUCUUAUUAUCUCCUUAGAUACCAAACAUGACAGAGUUGCAUUCUUAGAUUUUAUGGAUACAUUUAUAACACUUGGGGUAAUGCCUCGUUCAGAAAUAAGAGACAUGAUUUGUUUUUAUGUAACUGUUGUUUUUUUUUUGUCUAUGAAACGAUGUGCAUGAGCACUUUCUGAGUUGUAUUUGUGUGUGUGUGGAAGAUUUGUUUUUUUGUGCACUUUGUGUGGAUGAUGUUCAUGGGAGAAUUGAACGAAGUGCAAGAUUAGGACAACAAUCUUUUACACUAACCCUUCUGUAAAAGGCAAUGCUCAACCUCAUAUAAUUAGGAGCACUUAUAAAUUUAAAGAAAAAAAUCAACAAAAAACACAUUUUUUCAUUCUUCAUCUAAGUACACUACUGAUUAGAAAAUAUAUAUUUUUUGAAAGUUAAAGGUUUUGUGAUAUGCUCCAUGGGAAGACCAUUGCCUAGUUAGUCUACAACAAUGUAAUCGACAGCUUGAGUUAAAGUCAGUGUGCAACAAUGAGUGUGGAAGAAGAAAAGUGUCAUUUUGUUACAUGCCCUUAUUAUACUCUGUAGAGAAGCAGUAUGCACUAUUUGUUAAUUCUCUAAACUAAGUUUAGUUUGUAUAUGUUCUUUGGAUUUACGUGCAUUUCCUCUAUUAACAUGAUUUUUUAAAUUGUAAAUAUUGCAAAAUAAAUUUUUAUUCUCGAAUUAGGUAUUCACAAUGUAGAUAUUUUCCCCAUACUGCUCUUUUUUUUUACUCUGAUCACUAGUAUGAGAUUAAUUUCAAGAAUAUAAUUUCCAUAGAUUAUUUUUCUAAUUCAGCUAUUAGGCUAGUGUUAAAUAACUAUUAAUGGCAAUUAAUGGUCAUGAAAAAUGUUGGUUGGUAGCGGACUUAUCUAUGAUGGAAAUGCACUGGAUUCUGUUGUUUGUACCGUUGUUGCUUACUUUGUUAUAUCACAAUUUCUAGGCAUUUUAAGAACUUAUUUGCAAAUCGUAUUUCUACUGCUAUGUGCUGAUGAAACAUUUAAAGGUAAGUAUCUUUCAGUGUGGUAGUUAUGAUCCAUUUAGACUAUUGAAAAGAGAGAAAUUGUGAUUAAAACAAAAUUUUUGAAACAAACUGCUCUCUUAGUUUCUUUUCUCAAUGUGAGAUUU